Amoebophrya sp. A25 is the source of this 2027-nucleotide messenger RNA. The record is from the annotation of a GenBank genome assembly. NCBI's taxonomy places the organism in Eukaryota, Dinophyceae, Syndiniales, Amoebophryaceae.
AUGCAAAGGAGUUCUACACUUUCCAUCGCUCCUUCGAUAGACAUUGAUUACGAAGAGACGCCUGAGAAAGAACAUUGGUGGUGGGACACACAGCGCCCGAAUGACGGUGGUACUGUAAAUGAUGCCAAAAUGCGAAAAUGGUACAAGACGGUUGUUUCGAGUCUUCUUGCGGAUUCGGAUAGUCUUAUUGCGGAUUUCGAGUCUUCUUUUGGAUUCAGCCAGGAGGCGGAGAGAGGUGGGACCAAAAGCGAAGAGCAAGCAGAAGUAGACGCCUCCUGUGGUGAGAACAAGAUGGAGGAGAUUAUUGCUUCGACGAGUGCUGGUUUUGCACUCACUACAACAAACUUGAACGCCAUUGUUGGUCGCGUCGAUGGCAUUCGGAUUGAUGAACAAGUGAGGCCUUUUUGGAAGUCCAUUCUCCGAAUUUCGCAUACUACAGCGAAAGUACUGAGCUCUGGCAUUAGUAAGUCCGUGGAUUUCCGCUUUCUCAUCUCCGAAGCAAAAAAUGUAGCUCGUUUUUCAGCGGCUAUAUCAGCGUCGCAGCUGGGAAAAGUACUUUCGCGCUAUCUUACCCGGACAAACGGUAGCUUCUCAUCAUCGAGAAGUACAAACAAAAAGUGCGUCCUAGACGCAGAAUCAAGGACACAGAAAAUACUAAAGCCGCCUGAAGACCUGCUAGAAAACGGUCUAGUAAACGUGACACUCUCAGUCUCAAUCCAAUAUCAAGAAUCUCUCGUCACGAAGAGGACUGUAACACUAUCGCCUUCUCAACUCAAGCGGCUCUUUGGACAUCUUAAUCAAAGUGACACAACCAUAUUGAAACUUGAGAUGUGUCGUCAUUCAAGAAAGUCGGAGAAGUCAUCCACUAGUACGACGAUGUCACAAGAUACAAGUGGCUGGAGGAAGUGCGAGCCUGAAGAUUCACAAGUCGCUGGGACGAACGGGAGCGAAAAUGGGCAAACACGAGCACAGAAAUCCCUUUUUUUUCUACCUCGACGCUUCUGGCAAUUUGGCCCUGUGCGUACGGUUUUUGCUAGACCUUUUGUCACGGUUAUUGGAGGUUCUACUGAAGCUAAAUAUUUGCAGCAAGCCGUGUAUCUCGCGAACACGCACUACGCUUCGGCAGAUACGAGAGCGCCAGUGCUGACGGAUAAGAUGCAUCUGCAGACGAGUUAUCACGGUGAUACGAACCUAGUGCUUCUAGGGACGCCGAUGGAGAAUAAAGUCACAGCCGCUAUCUGGCAAGAGCAUCCGUAUCUUCGCAAAGUGAUUGAUUUUGGCGAGAGCUCGUUCGCCAUUUUCCCGUCUAUUGUCAACGAAGCAGGAGCAGAUCAUGAAGAAGCCGAGGGAUUCCGUUUUUCAUCGACAAGAGAAUCCCCAACGACCCCACCAAGAAGAAGCACCAGCCACAGCCUGCACGUCGCUGAAUUCCAGCGAGAAAGCAUUGGGCUCCUUGCUUGGGUUCCACUAGGCAGCCGAGGCCGUAAAGCACUAGUCAUUGCCGGAACAGACGAACAUGCAGUGCACACGGUAGCGCAUUAUCUAGGCCAACCGACGAUACCACCAAUGAUGCGCGCUCCGUUUACGAAUCAAGUACCAGAUUACAUAGUCUUAGAUGCUCAUGAAACGAAGAGAAAGGGCGUUGGCGGUUUCCUAAUGGCAGGUUUCUGGGGAACGGUGGAGCCAGGAUUUGUGGCGCCGCAUUGAGGGGAUCCGAACGUUUUUGAGCGGGAGUUGUACAUCCAAACAUUUAGGUUCGCACACCACACUUAACGAUUACAAACAUUACGAUAGCGAUUAUAAAAUAACAAUAAAUGAACACAAGAAAAGAUACAAAGAGAUAGAAAAAGAUACAAAGAAAGAGAUGAUAGAGACUACAUCUUCUAGAGUAACAAACCUGAGCUUUCUUUUUUUACGCGAGUCUUUCAAUGAACCAACGACCAGCACAAUUCAUCGGCUGCUGCGACGAGGACAGAAAUUUCGUUUUCGCCUCGCAAGUUGACAGCAUGAUGCUGGCGCCAAUGCAU